This is a messenger RNA of Darwinula stevensoni, 1191 nucleotides long. The record is from the annotation of a GenBank genome assembly. NCBI's taxonomy places the organism in Eukaryota, Metazoa, Arthropoda, Ostracoda, Podocopida, Darwinulidae.
AAUAUCGGAGCAGGAAAAACUACUUUAACGCAAUUAUUGUCAAAGCAUUAUAAAUGGAUACCACAAUUUGAAGAGGUGGACGAUAACCCAUAUUUAGACGAUUUUUAUUACAAUAUGAAAAAAUGGGCUUUUAAUCUUCAAAUAUAUUUUUUAGGCACUCGAUUUAAGCAAAUUAAAGAAAUAAGAGAAAGCGGUAAAAAUAUUAUUCAAGAUAGAACCAUAUAUGAAGAUGCAUAUAUUUUUGCAGCAAAUUUGCAUGAUAUGGGUUUAAUUGAAACUCGUGAUUAUCAAAAUUAUUUAAAUUUAUUUAAUUUAAUGAACGAAUACACUCAAGCACCCGAUUUAUUAAUAUAUUUAAAAGCCUCAGUUCCCACUUUAGUUAAUCAAAUUCAAAAAAGAGGUCGAGAAUAUGAAGCAGGUAUAAGUAUUGAUUAUUUAAGCAAACUAAAUGAAAAAUAUGAGAAUUGGAUUGAUAGUUAUUCGCAAGGACCAAGAUACACAAGUUAUCCUACUGUUCCGUUUUGGGAAUUUGAUAAAUUUACUAAGAACGAUUGGAUUCAAACAUUAAAAAAAUCUUUUAAUGAAUCAAAUAUAAAAGAAGGUAUAAGUAUAUAUAUCCAUUUACCUUAUUGUGAAAGUUUAUGCACUUUUUGUGCUUGUCAUAAAAGGAUUACAAAAAAUCAUUCCGUAGAAGAGAAGUAUAUUAAAUAUCUUAUAAAAGAAUGGGACUUAUACCUUUCACUUUUUAACGAAAAACCAGUUAUAAAAGAAUUACAUUUAGGAGGUGGGACUCCUACAUUUUUUUCUCCAAAUAAUUUAAAAACACUUUUAAAUCAUAUUUAUAACUCUUCAAUAAUUCAUCAAAAUAAAGAAUUUAGUAUUGAAGGGCAUCCAAAUAAUACGAGUUUUGAUCACCUUCGGACAUUAUUUGAUUUAGGUUUCAGUAGAAUAAGUUUUGGCGUUCAAGACUAUGACCCGCAAAUUCAAAGAGCUAUAAAUAGAAUACAGCCUUUUGAAAAUGUAAAAAAAGUUACAGAAUUAGCAAAAUCAAUUGGUUAUAAGUCUAUAAGUCAUGAUUUGGUUUUUGGACUUCCAUUUCAAACAUUAGAAAAAACAUUAGAAACAAUUAGAUUAACAAAAUCAUUAAAACCAGAUAGAAUGGUAACGUCGUCCGAGAAUAUGCAUCGAGAA